This is a messenger RNA of Linum trigynum, 2022 nucleotides long. The record is from the annotation of a GenBank genome assembly. NCBI's taxonomy places the organism in Eukaryota, Viridiplantae, Streptophyta, Magnoliopsida, Malpighiales, Linaceae.
GAGUUUCCUUCCUCCCCACCUUCCUUUUCUUUCCCACACCGGUUUUCUAUCUUCCGACUUACUUUUGAUUCUCUUCUUUGUAUUCAUUCUUUGAUCAUCCCGGCCGCCAUUUCCAAGACCCUGCCCCCUGUUUUGAAAUCAAGAGCACAGAAAAGGUCAGAGCGGCGACCAGAAUCACCUUUCUCCCCAUUUCCCCCGGAACCAGUUUCGGGGGUUUUAGUUGAGAGAUAUAACAGCAACGAAUACUGAAUCUCUUCCUUCCUAACCCCCCCAAAUUCACCUCAUCGCUCGCCGUUUUGAUCAUUUCCCGUUUUCUUGAUCUUAUCUUUCGUCGUGAAUGGCGGAGUCAGUGAUGGAUAACAAGAGCAAGACCGAGGGUGGUAGCCGGCGCCUGUGGGCGGUUUUCUUUGCUAUAACUGCUCUGAUCAUCGCUCUGGCCGCUGCUUCCACCGCCUCUCCCAAGAUCUCUCUCUUCGGUAAAGUCAAUAAGCUCUGCAGCUGCUCCCAGCAGCAGAAAUAUACUGGGAUUGUGGAAGAUUGCUGUUGCAACUACGAGACGGCUAACCUUUUGAACGAGGAAGUAUUGUAUCCGUCUCUCCAGGAGCUUGUGAAAACCCCAUUCUUCCGUUAUUUCAAGGUGAAAUUAUGGUGUGACUGUCCUUUCUGGCCGGAUGAUGGCAUGUGCAAAUUGAGGGAUUGCAGUGUCUGUGAAUGUCCGGAUAAUGAGUUCCCUGAGUUGUUUAAGAGGCCUUUCCGCCGUGGUCUGCCCUCAGAUGCGCCUAUUUGUCAAGAAGGCAAGCCGGAGGCUGCCGUCGAUCGCACCCUUGAUCAUAGAGCUUUUAGGGGUUGGACAGUGACUGAUAACCCAUGGACAAAUGAUGAUGAGACUAACAAUGAUGAGAUGACGUAUGUGAAUCUGCAACUGAAUCCUGAACGCUAUACUGGAUACACUGGUCCAUCAGCUAGAAGGAUAUGGGAUGCUGUUUACUCUGAGAACUGUCCCAAGUAUCCAUCUGAAGAGCUUUGCCAAGAGGAGAGAUUGUUAUAUAAAUUGAUUUCAGGUCUCCACUCGUCCAUUUCUAUCCAUAUCGCAGCUGACUACCUGCUUGAUGAAGAUACAAACUCGUGGGGUGAAAAUCUAACUUUGAUGUACGAUAGAGUUUUGAGAUAUCCAGAACGUGUUAGGAACUUAUACUUUACCUACCUCUUUGUUCUGCGAGCUGUCACAAAGACAGCGACUUACUUGGAACAAGCCGAGUAUAACACUGGUAAUCCUACGGAAGACCUGAAGGCUCAUUCCUUGAUCAGACAGCUACUCUAUAAUCCAAAACUUCAAGCCGCUUGCCCGCUUCCAUUUGAUGAAGCUAAACUUUGGAAGGGUCAACGAGGACCUGAACUUAAACAGAAAACACAAGAACAGUUCAGAAACAUAAGUGCACUGAUGGACUGUGUAGGCUGUGAGAAAUGCAGACUUUGGGGAAAGCUCCAGGUUCUUGGCCUAGGUACUGCAUUGAAGAUAUUGUUCUCUCAAAACGGGGAAGACAAAAUAGUCCAAACAUUGCAGUUACAGAGGAAUGAAGUAAUUGCAUUGAUCAAUCUUCUAAAUCGGCUGUCAGAAUCUGUUAAAUUUGUCCACGAAAAGGGUGCUGCGGUUGAAAGGAUCAUGGAAAGGCAGAGUGGUUUGUUCCCCUUCGCAAGUAUCCUCUUGCAAAAAGUUUGGCCUUUUAGUUCAAGCCUGCUAAGCUAGUUGAAAAUCAGUGGCAUGUUCCAGAUCAUGGUGACAACGUAUGGUUGGCUGAGGACUUGGUUUCAGUAAACCUCUUCACUGUUGGUAGAUUACAGACAGAAUUUUGGAUAUCGACACAGACUUCGUAUAGAGAAAGGAAAGAAAAUUGUAGAGAUGAGUCAUGUAUCUGUGUUAUAUGUACAUUGACAAUAGAUAAGAUGUAACAACAGCAGACAAUUUUCUCUGGAAAUUAGAAAGAGUUGCACAAGGCCUGAACUUCCCUCUUUAAUUAGGUU